AGUCGAGGUUCAAGAGUACAGUAAUAUAGGAUCAAGGCUAGCUAGGGUACGGUACGUGCAUGUAAGCAAUGAAGGGAGGCUGUGUACAUAUACUGAAGUCUCUGGCUGUCAUUUUCUUCAGUCUGGACAUCCAGUUAGAAGGUGUGUUAGGAGAUCAGGCAGAAAUUGAUAAUAAUUUACAGCUAGGGAAAAAGCACUUGCAAGCAGGGCAGCUCUCAGAGGCACUCUUUCAUUAUUCCGCAGCAGUAGAUGCCGAUCCAUCCAACUAUCUCACCUACUUCAAACGAGCAGCUGUCUAUUUGGCCAUUGGACAAGCCAAGAAGGCCAUUCCUGACCUGGAUAAAGCAGUGGAGCUGAAUAAAGGCUUUCACCAGGCACGUCUACAGCGAGCCAGCACCCACUUGCGACUGGGGGACUUAGACAGAGCCGAGGAAGACUACAGACUACUGGCUGCAUCUGCUUCCGGUAGUGUGCAGGAGGAUGCCGGAGUUCAGGUUGAGUUGAUUCCUACCAUCAGAAGUUACGUCCAGACUGCCCAGUUGCUGAUUGAGAAGAAAGAUUAUAGUCAUGCCGUAAACAUGCUGGAUGAAGCUGUUGAGACAUGUCCAUGGGAUAGCCACCUGCGAGAGAUGAGAUCAAAAUGCAACGAAAACAUAGGACAAUUUCUAUCUGCCAUCAGCGAUAUGAAAAUGCUGACCAAGCUGGUUCACGACAACACCGACACGUUUUAUCGAAUCAGCAUGCUCUACUUUGUGAUGGGAGAGGAGGAGGACUCACUCAGGGAGAUCAGAGAGUGCCUGAGGCUAGAUCCUGAUCACAAAGAGUGCUUCCCCCACUAUAAGAAAGUGAAGAAGCUGGACAAGAAACUAAAGUCUGCACAGGAGCUUCUGGACAAUGGAAGAUAUCAUGAGGCUGCAGAGAAGUACCACUCUAUUCUAAGCUCAUUUGAGGAUACUCAGAAAAUUCAUGCUUACUUGCUAAGAAUCAGAUCCAAACUCUGUCACUGCUACUCAAAGAUUGGCAACCUGGAAGUGGGCAAGGAGUGGUGUGGACUGGCACUGGAACUGGAGUCUGACAAUGUGGACGCCCUUUGUGACAGGGCAGAGCUCUUCAUCAACAACCAAAUGUACGAGGAGGCCAUCAAAGAUUACCAGACAGCCAAUGGUGUCGAGAAUCACCCUCAAAAGGUGGACGAUGGAUUAAACAGAGCUCAAAAGUUGCUGAAACAAUCUCAAAAGAGAGACUAUUAUAAGAUUCUUGGAGUGAGUAGAACGGCAACAAAGGGUGAGAUAAUGAAGGCAUACCGACGUCUGGCGAGGGAUUGGCACCCUGACAGCUAUGAAGGUGACGAUGAGGAGAUGGCAGAGAAGAUGUUCCUCGACCUAGCAGCUGCCAAGGAAGUCCUCUCUGACCCUGAGAUGAGACAACAAUUUGACAAUGGAGAGGACCCCUUGGACCACCAGACACCGAACCAUCAACAUAACCCAUUUGGCGGGUUUGGAGGAGGUGGACCGUUCACUUUCAAAUUCAAAUACAACUGAACACAUGUCUACAUGUAGUUAGGGCAUUUUUUCUUAGUCACUGUUAUAAUAAAAUAAUAUAUCAUGAUUCUCAAAUAA
Halichondria panicea is the source of this 1619-nucleotide messenger RNA. Its product is annotated as dnaJ homolog subfamily C member 3-like. Gene Ontology annotation, molecular function: protein-folding chaperone binding; misfolded protein binding. The record is from RefSeq and is a predicted model, not a curated record. Gene Ontology annotation, biological process: protein folding in endoplasmic reticulum. Gene Ontology annotation, cellular component: endoplasmic reticulum. The transcript has 15 exons. Bases 69 to 1541 code for a protein of 490 amino acids. Lineage: Eukaryota; Metazoa; Porifera; Demospongiae; Suberitida; Halichondriidae.